AUGAACCAAAAAUCAACAUAUCUAUCGGAAUAUGUGAAAUCAAUUCUAUUGGAUAAACAACAACAAAAACAACAACAGCAAUCAGUCAAUUACAAUAAUUUUAAGCUUAAAGAUGAAAUAUUAGAAUUGAUUUUAUUCGAUCUAAAAGAGUUUACAAAGAAUAAUCAAAAUGAGUUAGAUAUCAAUUUGGUAACUCAUUAUUUUAGUACUGCAUUGAAGCUAAGAACAUUAGGUGAUACAAUUCUAAAUGAUAUAAAUCGAUCGAUUGAAAUUGAAACAACAUCUUCACUCCUGAAUCAACUUCCAUUUAAAGGAUGGUCCGAUUCCAAUAUAACAAUAUUAGAUGAUUUAAUUAUCAUUGAUAAAAUAGGUGAUUUCAUUGCAAAUUCAAUAAGAUUACUAUCCACCAAUAGUAGUAAUACUACUACAAUAGUAUCAUCAAACAAUAACUAUAACAACAGUGAUAUUAUAUUGUAUUCAUCGAUUUUAGCAUCUAUAAUGGAAAGACUUCUCGGUAAUAUAAUAAGAUUACAAUAUCUAAUGGAAUCAUCAUCGUUGGUAUACCAGAGUUUUAAAGCACCUGCAGAUCACAAAAUGCUAAGAGAUAUACUUGAAGAUAGAUAUUUAGAGAGAGCAAUCGGUGUGAAUCUCCUAUGGCUAUUGAAAAUAGCUUCUUUCUCCUCAUCUUCAUCUCCAGCAAACAAAACUAUAACAAUUAAACCAUUAUUGAGUCUUAAAAAUAGAUUUAAGAAUCUACCAACAACAACAACAAUAUUCAUCAACGAACAACAACAACAACAACAACAACAACAACAACAACAACAACAACAACAGAUAUUUGAAAAACUACUAAUAAUGAAUGAACAAUUCAUAGUUAAAGGUAGACAUUCAAUAUGGUUACAAUCAUUCAAAUAUUACCAAAUGUCUAAAUUACAAUUAGAGAAAGACAACAACAACAACAACAACGACAACUCUAAAUAUUAUAAAUACUUCUCAUUAGUUUUGCUACUUCCACAACUUGAACAUUCUCUUCGUUGUCUGUUUGUAGAGUGUAACAAGCUGUCAGAACGAUUCCUGAAUGCCGACUAUCUUAGUUACUACACUACACUUGACAUCUUCUUAUCUGACAAACUUACUCUAAACGAAUCGUCGCAGUCUCAACAACUUCAAAUUUCACAAUCUUCUUCUGCAUCGUCUUCUUUGGAAGGUAAUACCACCAAACCAUACUAUAAAUAUCAAGAUCCAAAAUAUAGUAAAUUAUCACAACAACAACAACAACAACAACAACAAGAAGAAGGAAAAGAAGGAAAAGUAGUAACGGAGGAACAGACAAAUGAAUGUAAAUUAAUUGAAUUUGAAAAUCAAAUGUAUCGAAUUCUUGGAAAAGACAUUGUUUUGGCACUGUUGGAUCUUCUGAUGUACCAAGAAGGACCGAGAAUCAGAGAUAGAAUAUCACAUGGUGAAAUCAAUUAUUUCGAAAUACCAGAUUACUUUAUCGAUCUUUUAUUUCAACUGUCACUAUCCAUCAUAUUGAAAACAACAAAACAACAAGAUAAUAAUAAUAAUGAUCAUCAUAUUAACAAUACUAUACAACCAACAAUACCAACAACACCAUCAUUUCAUCCACAACAACUAACUACCAAUACGAUACAAAAAACAAUAGAAUCAAACAGCAAGCUAUCAAGGUAUUUAGAAAAGUUGGUACUGCAAAAAGAUAAAGCGCUAUUAUCUGACUAUUUAAAUCAACCUUUGAUUUCAUUGAACGAAAAAGAAGAUGAAGAAGAAGAAGAAGAUAACAAUCAAACAUUAAAUUGUAAUAUCGAUAUAUUGAUACCUUCGAAUCAAGAUAUAAGUUAUUUCAAUAGUAUAAAGAGAUUGGUUGGGAGUAUCGAUCGAUUGAUCAAUGGGUUCCUUGACUCUGGUAAAUCGUUGAAACAACAGGUCAUCAAAGAACAAUGUACUUCGAAACGACUGCAGAAUUCCUUUUACAAAUGGUGUGGAUUGUCAAGAAGAUUCUCAGACUAUACCAUACAUAAUCAAUCAUUAAUAAUUAAACAAUUCAAUCAAUAUUUACAAUCAAAUAAUAAUAAUAAUAAUACUUUUGUAAAAUUACUAAAAUCAAAUGAUAAACUAAAUCAAUAUUUUGAAAAGAUUUUGAUGUCGGAAGAAGUUGAAGAGAAGAUCAUCAAUGAAGAAUAUAAGAUAUGGAAGAAAAAUACACCAUAUCUUUACGAUAUGAUUAUUACACAUGCUUUGGAAUGGCCUUCUUUAACUGUUAAUUGGAUGCCACAAAAGACAACUCCACCAAAUAAACAAUAUUCAGUAGAGAAAUUAGUUCUAGGUACACAUACAUCGGAUGCAGAACAAAACUAUUUGAUGGUUGCCAAGGUACAUCUACCGAUCGAUGGUGCUUCGAUUGACUCGAUCAAAUGGGAUACAAGAACAGGAACGAAACCACUUCAUAUUGUUGAAGCACACUCCAGUGAGGUCAAUUGUUUGUCGUUCAAUCCAUUCAGUGAGUUUUUAAUUGCAACGGGAUCGACCGAUAAAACUGUAGCGCUUUGGGAUAUGAGAAAUCUGAGUAGUCGUCUUCAUACACUGAUGUCACACACCGACGAAGUCUUCCAAGUACAGUGGUCGCCACACAACGAAACCGUGUUGGCAUCGUGUGGAUCGGAUCGUCGUGUCAAUGUUUGGGAUCUCUCGAGAAUCGGAGAGGAGCAAAACAGUGAAGAUGCAUCGGACGGACCACCCGAACUUCUCUUUAUCCACGGUGGACACACCUCAAAGAUCUCUGACUUUAGCUGGAAUCCACACGAUCCAUGGGCAAUCGCAUCGGUUGCCGAAGACAACAUUCUUCAGAUCUGGCAGAUGGCCGAGAAUAUUUACAAUGACAAAGAGGAAGAUGAUAAAGUAUCUCCAUCUCAACUCGGUGAAUAA
Molecule: messenger RNA, 2940 nt
Organism: Heterostelium album PN500
Lineage: Eukaryota; Evosea; Eumycetozoa; Acytosteliales; Acytosteliaceae
Product: WD repeat RBAP46/RBAP48/MSI1 family protein
Exons: 6
Coding region: 1-2940 (979 amino acids)
Biological process (GO): regulation of gene expression
Cellular component (GO): nucleus
Molecular function (GO): histone binding
Source: RefSeq, a predicted model, not a curated record